UUUAAUGAAAGGUGCUGCUAUUCUUCAUCAUCACUUGGCAUUCUAAAAAUGUCCUAAUGUCUUAGGCUAUUGUCAAUUGAAACUCUGCAGAAGAAGAAGGUUAGAAGGUAAAGGCUUUUCAGAGACUGGGAAUUUGAGUUUUAGAGAGGACACAGUCCCAAAAAACACCUGGAGCAUCUGAUUCUACCAUCCAACACGACAAGGAGGACAAAGCAAUGGAUGGAGAACAUAUCCCCGAACGACCCCGACCAGGCUUUGUCCUGGCAGACUACGUCGUCUUUGCUGCCAUGCUGCUCGUUUCCAUGGGAAUAGGGCUGUUCCAGGCCCUGAAGAAGAAACCGGGUGAUGCUAAGGUGGAUGACUUCUUCACCGGUGGCCGUAGUAUGCCAGUCAUACCCGUGGGAAUGUCACUGUGUGCCAGCUUCAUGUCAGCUGUCCAGGUCCUGGGAGUGCCAGCUGAAGCCUCCCUCUAUGGUUUUAAGUUCCUAUACAUGUGCCUUGGGCAAACCAUCAACUCCUGUCUGACUGCAUACCUGUUCCUGCCAGUGUUCUACCGCCUUGGUAUCACCAGCACCAAUGAGUACCUCAAGAUGAGAUUUGGCAGAGAGAUGCAGCUGCUUGGAAGUGUCCAGUUUAUAGUCUCAACACUGCUCUACACAGGAAUUGUGAUCUAUGCUCCAGCCUUAAUCCUGAGCCAAGCCACUGGGCUCAAUAUGUGGGCAUCCCUCUUCUCAACUGGGUUCAUUUGUACUUUUUACACCACAUUGGGGGGCAUGAAAGCAGUCAUCUGGACAGACGUGUUCCAGAUCCUGGUCAUGCUCUCUGGCUUCAUCGCCAUCUUCAUCCAGGGCACUGUUUUGGUUGGUGGGCCAGCAAUGGUUUUGGAGAUUGCCAACAAUGGAUCACGAAUUAACUUUAAUGAUUUUGACUUCGACCCAAGGAGGCGAUACACAUUCUGGAGCUUUACUGUUGGCGGUACGCUGUUGUGGCUGUCCAUGUAUGGUGUGAACCAGGCACAGGUACAACGCUACAUCUCCUGCAGAACUGAGCGACAGGCCCAAUGGGCGUUGUUUGUCAACCAAGUGGGCUUGUGUCUCGUUGUAGGCAGUGCAGCUACCUGCGGCAUUGUCAUGUUUGCCUUGUACUCCCACUGUGACCCUUUGAAGUCUGGAAAGAUUGCUGCUCCAGACCAGUACAUGCCAUACUUUGUGCUGGACAUCUUUCAAGACCACCCUGGCUUUCCCGGUCUUUUUCUGGCUUGUGCAUACAGUGGCACCCUGAGUACCGCCUCCACCAGCAUCAACGCUAUGGCAGCUGUUACCAUGGAUGAUCUACUGAAACCAACUCUAGCCAACAUGUCACAGAAGAGGUUGAUUUUAAUUUCCAGAGGGCUGUCUUUCAUGUAUGGGGCUGGAUGUAUCACGGUGGCUGCUCUCUCAUCCUUCUUGGACUGGGGAGUUCUUCAAGGGUCCUUCACAGUCAUGGGAGUGGUCAGUGGCCCACUUCUUGGGGCUUUCAUCCUGGGGAUGUUUGUUCCCGCUAGUAACAGGCCGGGCGUGUUUAGUGGCGUGGCGGUGGGCUUCUCCAUCUCCUUGUGGCUGGUCAUUGGAUCAACCCUCCAUCCUCCCAGUCUGCAGACCAUGGGAGUCCUGCCCACCUAUACAGAUCAGUGUCCAUCAAGUAACAGCACAGUCAACAGCAGCCUGGGCAUGGACACACCCUCCGCCUCCACGCCGCUUCCCCUAUAUCAACAUGGACGGACGAGUCUGCAGAACUUUUAUUCCAUGUCCUACCUCUACUUUGGUGCCGUGGGGACAAUUUCAGUGGUGCUGGUUGGGGUAGCUGUGAGCUAUGCAACAGGACCUACCAAGAGAAAUACCAUUGACCCUGGCUUGCUCUGGUGGGACUUACAACAGAAAACCCUGGACAGUCAGAUGGACAAUCCACAGAUAGUGCCUCUACACCACUUGCACAAUGAAGAUGUUGGUGAAAAAGAGGCCCUGAGCGCUGCGCGGAAAACUACCUUAACUCAAUGUUCCCCAAUAAAGUAUAGAGAGCUUUGAGAAAAGAGAGGUGGACACACACACACACAGACAGAGUACCAGUCAAAAGUUUGGACACAUACUCAUUUAAGGGUUUUUCUUUAUUUUACUA
Molecule: messenger RNA, 2154 nt
Organism: Oncorhynchus nerka (sockeye salmon)
Lineage: Eukaryota; Metazoa; Chordata; Actinopteri; Salmoniformes; Salmonidae
Gene: slc5a5
Product: solute carrier family 5 member 5
Exons: 15
Coding region: 216-2063 (615 amino acids)
Biological process (GO): sodium ion transport; iodide transmembrane transport
Cellular component (GO): membrane; extracellular exosome
Molecular function (GO): symporter activity
Source: RefSeq, a predicted model, not a curated record